Molecule: messenger RNA, 486 nt
Organism: Tetrahymena thermophila SB210
Lineage: Eukaryota; Ciliophora; Oligohymenophorea; Hymenostomatida; Tetrahymenidae
Product: transmembrane protein, putative
Exons: 1
Source: RefSeq, a predicted model, not a curated record
AUGAUCUUAAAAAUAAAAAAAAUAAAAAAGAUAAAUAUUUAAAUAAAAAAAAUUAAAUAAAUAAUGAAAAAUAUAAAUAAAUAAAUAAAUACAAAUAAAAAUCAAACAUAAAAAGAAAAUAAAAAAAUAAAAAAUAACAUGCAUAAAAUAAAUAACACCAAUCAAAAUAAAAAAAUAAAAUUUGAAUAAUAAAUCACAAGACAUAUUUAUUUUAAUUUAGUAUACAUAACAUUAAUUAAAAGGAUAAUUUCAAUAUUUAAUACAAAUUUAAAAUAAAUUAAGAAUAAUCUUAAUCCAAAUAGCUAAAUAAAUGAAUAAUUUUUUCCAUCAUAAAGAUUAAUUAUUUUGAUUAUUUUAAUUACUUUUGCUUCUUUUUGCAUUAAAAUUAAAAAUAGUUGUCUCAAUUUAAAAAUAAACAAAAUUUUAUUUAAUUUCUAAAAAAGAAAAAAUUAACUAUUUUUAGAAAGAUUUAAAAAAAAUAUUUGA